Boleophthalmus pectinirostris (great blue-spotted mudskipper) is the source of this 1818-nucleotide messenger RNA. Its product is annotated as high affinity immunoglobulin epsilon receptor subunit gamma-like. The record is from RefSeq and is a predicted model, not a curated record. Gene Ontology annotation, biological process: cell surface receptor signaling pathway. Bases 264 to 698 code for a protein of 144 amino acids. The transcript is spliced from 9 exons. NCBI's taxonomy places the organism in Eukaryota, Metazoa, Chordata, Actinopteri, Gobiiformes, Gobiidae. Gene Ontology annotation, cellular component: membrane. Gene Ontology annotation, molecular function: transmembrane signaling receptor activity.
ACCACUUCCUGUUUCACUUCCUGUUUCCUCCAUUUCACCAAAAACUGCCUCAUCUUCAGAAGAGACAAAGACACGACGCAAGAGGAACGAAGAGAAGAACCCAGAGAAGAACCCAGACCCAGGACAGAAGGACCAGAACCUCGUCACACCUCCUGGAGGACGACUUCAGGAAACUUCAACAAACUGCACUUUUGUCGUACUUUUGUAGUACUUUUUUAGUACUUUUGUAGUACUUUUGUAGUACUUGUGCUGCUGUGGCGACAAUGCAAAGGCCCCGUGUGCUCCUGCUCCUCCUCUGCUCCAUGCCCCUGUCGGCAGAUGCUUUGACCUUGUACGACCCUAAACUCUGCUUCAUCCUCGACGGCGUUUUGGCCGUUUACGGACUUUUCAUCACCGCCAUGUUUGUGCGCGAGAAGUUUUUCAGAGGGAAAGUGAAGUCUGACGAGUCACUUUACACGACUCUGAACAGGGAUCAGGAGUCCGGUGGAUACGCGGGGCUCAGACUUCGGAAAGAAAAUCAGGCUCCGGCUGCGGACCACAGCGACUCUUUGUACACGGGUUUGAACACCAACAGAGAGGACAGUGAGUACAGAGAGCUGCCCAGACGAGAGCAGAGGCAGAGGAAGAAUGAGCAGGUUUAUCAGGGUCUGAGCGCCGCCACCAGAGACACGUACGACUCCCUGCGCCCGGGACACUGAGCCGCUCUACGGCGCCACCGCAGGCCACCGCAGGCCACCGCAGGCCACCGCAGGCCACCGCAGGCCACCGCAGGCCACCGCAGGCCACCGCAGGCCACCGCAGGCCAUUACAGUCCAGCGCUUCUUUAGGCCUGCGGGGGCAGCAGCGUUUCUGAGAAAAUUACACAUUUACACUUUUACUGACGGUGUCCGAGUUUAUGUAGACUAAUGUAGACUGAUGUAGACUGAUGUAGACUAAUGUAGACUGAUGUAGACUGAUGUAGGCUGAUGUAGGCUGAUGUAGACUAAUGUAGACUGAUGUAGACUGAUGUAGGCUGAUGUAGACUGAUGUAGACUGAUGUAGACUGAUGUAGACUGAUGUAGACUGAUGUAGACUGAUGUAGGCUGAUGUAGACUGAUGUAGACUAAUGUAGGCUGAUGUAGACUAAUGUAGACUGAUGUAGACUGAUGUAGACUGAUGUAGGCUGAUGUAGACUGAUGUAGACUGAUGUAGGCUGAUGUAGACUGAUGUAGACUGAUGUAGGCUGAUGUAGACUGAUGUAGACUGAUGUAGGCUGAUGUAGACUGAUGUAGACUGAUGUAGACUGAUGUAGGCUGAUGUAGGCUGAUGUAGGCUGAUGUAGGCUGAUGUAGACUGAUGUAGACUGAUGUAGGCUGAUGUAGGCUGAUGUAGACUGAUGUAGACUGCUGAUGUAGGCUGAUGUAGACUGAUGUAGACUGAUGUAGACUGAUGUAGGCUGAUGUAGACUGAUGUAGACUAAUGUAGACUGAUGUAGGCUGAUGUAGAACUGUAGAUCCCGGCACACGAGCAGGAUGUGUCUUACACAGUUUAUGGUUUUGCUUCUUGUUUUGAUCCACAUUGACUUUUUUUUAUUUUUUUAUAAUAAUUCUGAGAAAAGCUUCAACAGUCCUUCACCAGGGCUCAGAUUCACAAAUACUUUGUCCAAAUGUUCAUGAAAUCAGAUAAACACAAACGAUUGAGGUGAUCAUUUUAAAACUCAUGUGAAACUGAGCUCUGUUUUUUCCUGAGAAUCACUUUUUCAAAGCUUUAACUUGUUCUUUUUAAAGAUCUUUUUAAAAAUGUGUUUUAGAUUUUACUCAAUAAAAAUAUGAAUCAUGA